Molecule: messenger RNA, 1073 nt
Organism: Uloborus diversus
Lineage: Eukaryota; Metazoa; Arthropoda; Arachnida; Araneae; Uloboridae
Gene: strat
Product: guanine nucleotide exchange factor MSS4-like
Exons: 3
Coding region: 210-632 (140 amino acids)
Biological process (GO): small GTPase-mediated signal transduction; post-Golgi vesicle-mediated transport
Cellular component (GO): membrane; cytosol
Molecular function (GO): zinc ion binding; guanyl-nucleotide exchange factor activity
Source: RefSeq, a predicted model, not a curated record
UUUUCAAGCGAGCGAAGCGGUGUAUGCUAUUUGUUUCCUUCUUUCUCGUUGGGUGUUGAGAAUUCUUGAACGCUCUGCUGCGUUCAAAUCAUGAAUGUGUGGAGCAUUGAACUUUCUAAAUUUUUAUCUUCUUGGUCAAAGAGUUUUGAUUCUGUGAUAAGUUUCUGCUGCAUCUUAUAGUGUAAUAAGUAGUUACCUUAAUCUAACUGAUGGCAGAAACAGUACCAAAUGUAACAGAGGACCCAGUUGUGCUGAAAGAAAGCAAUUCCAGUGAAUCGUCAGAUUCAAUUAUAAAUGAAGAUGUUUCAGUUGAUGGGAAAAAUGUGAAGCAGAUAAAAUGUCAGAGGUGUCCAUCAACAAUAUUAGUACCAGGCACAGCAACUUUAGUAGAAAAUGAGUUUGUGUUGCCAGAUCCACAACUGAAAAGUGAAAAUAAAGAAAUUCCAGAUGAGAACUCUAAGAAAUAUUGGUGUGUUGACAAUAUGUAUGCAUUUGAAAAUGUUGGUUUUAGUAAAAAUGUUGAUGGGGUUAAAUAUUUGAUUUGCGCCGAUUGCGAAAUAGGUCCAAUCGGUUGGCAUGAUUCCAACACCAAGUUAUCCUAUGUAUCUCUGAGUAAAGUUAGUUACUGCUGAUUUUUGUGAUUAAAUGGAAUGAAUACAUCUAGUAUGUACGAUGAUAUGGAAUUGUGAAUCAAUUUUUAUGUUUAUAAUUAUUUUGAAUAUUAUAUGUGAUUAAAUUUAUUUUAAAUCUUUUGAUAGAGGUUUAAAUGAUUUCAACAAAAUGUAGGGAUUGGAAACUGCACUGAAAGUAUUUGAAGACUGAAUGUUACAAAAUGAAUGUUUCUUGCUUGAAUUUUCAGUAAAUGUUUUUGAAGAUAUUUCUAAUUGUUGUAUUUUCUGGACUAAACACAUUUGUUUCAAAGUUGAUAAAUAUAGAUCCUAUGUGUCAGUUUUGUAAUAGACAAGCUGACUUUUUUAAAAAAUAUAAAUGAUUUAUAAAACUUAUUUAGUUCUUCUUCAUUGUUUGUUUUUUAGUUGGCUUACCUCAUAAGUAAUAAAUGGCAUGCUGCUCCA